Caenorhabditis remanei is the source of this 2811-nucleotide messenger RNA. RefSeq lists its product as uncharacterized. The transcript has 13 exons. Gene Ontology annotation, cellular component: presynaptic active zone. Gene Ontology annotation, molecular function: protein binding. The record is from RefSeq and is a predicted model, not a curated record. Gene Ontology annotation, biological process: neuromuscular junction development. The coding region runs from base 1 to 2811 and encodes 936 amino acids. NCBI's taxonomy places the organism in Eukaryota, Metazoa, Nematoda, Chromadorea, Rhabditida, Rhabditidae.
AUGUACUCCCGUCAUAGCAUCAGCGACGCGUAUGGCGCUGUUGCUAUGCCAUCUGAAGAUGCGCUAACCGUUAGCUCUUCCCAAAAUUCCCAAAUUGAUGCGUUCGCCGCGUCGGUGGACAGAGAACGAGACUCAUUGCGCAGUUCGGGCAGUGGCAAUAUAUUCAAGGAUAAUGGGUCAAUCAAACGCCGCCAAGCCAUUCCCUAUGUGACCCAUUACUCGGACUCCGGUUUCGGUUCUGCACCAUCCGCAGGUUCCAGUUGCUCUUACCUACCGCCACCACCACCGUACCGUAUGCGGGGUAGUGGAGGGUUUACUAGUAAACCACAACACAAAAUUCAUCGGAGUCUGAGUGAUUCCAAGUACACGGCUAGUCUGAUGACUGCGGUCCCACAAAUACCGUUGUUGUCAAUGACACCGUUGAAUCAGCUCCCAUCAAGAGACACUCGUGGAGCGAGUUGGAUCAGUUUGAGCCCAUCGCCUUCGAUGUCGACCGUCUCGUGCCCAGAGUACCCCGAGUUGCAGGAUAAACUGCACCGAUUGGCAAUGGCUCGAGACAGUUUACAGUUACAGGUAUCAGUGUUAAGUGAACAAGUUGGCGCGCAGAAAGAGAAAAUCAAAGAUUUGGAAACGGUUUUGGCGUUGAAACGUAACAAUCUGACAUCAACAGAAGAGCUUUUGCAAGAUAAGUACCAUCGCAUCGAUGAGUGCCAAGAGCUCGAGUCAAAAAAGAUGGACCUUUUGGCGGAGGUGUCCUCCCUCAAACUCCGUUACGCCACUUUGGAGCGUGAGAAAAACGAAACCGAGAAGAAGCUGCGUCUCUCACAGAACGAGAUGGACCAUGUUAACCAAUCCAUGCAUGGUAUGGUGGUCCAGCAACAACUCCAGCACCAUACCAACGGAAAUGGCUCCGGAGGUUACAUGUCACCACUCCGAGAACACCGGAGUGAGAAGCAAGAUGAGGAGAUGGUACAACUCCGGACAGCGGUGCAACGGCUAAUGGCUGAUAAUGAGCAUAAAUCCCUGCAGAUUAAUAAUUUGAGAAAUGCGUUGGAUGAGCAAAUGAGGUCGAGGUCCCAACAAGAAGAUUUCUACGCGGCUCAACGAAACUACACCGACAACUUUGAUGUCAACGCUCAAAUCCGUCGAAUUCUGAUGGAUGAGCCAUCUGACUCAAUGUCUCAUUCCACAUCAUUCCCUGUCAGCUUGAGCUCCACCGCUAGCAAUGGAAAAGGUCCACGGUCCACCGUUCAGUCGUCUUCAUCAUACAACUCCUCUCUCUCCGCAGUUUCUCCACAUCAUAAUUGGUCGUCAGCUGGUGCUGGAACACCACGUCAUUUGCAUCCAAUUGGUAGUAAUCAACGGGUCAAUAAUAUUAAUGCUGCACAAUAUCGUUCUCCAUCGUCCCCCGCUGCUCGUCAGCUAGCCGCUGAACUCGAUGAGCUACGAAGGAUUGGAAAUGAAGUCGCUGCUCAUAACAACUACUCCUCUGCCAGCUUACCAAGAGGUGUUGGAAAGGCAUCAUCUACACUCACACUACCAGCCAAGAAGCUCUCAGUCGCAUCAGGAACAUCUGCUGGUGAGUUGGGCGGUUCGAUGAGCAGUGUUGCUCAUCCGACACCCAAACUUGAAUCUGAUGAUGAGAUUGCACGUGGUCGUGGUCUAAACACCGCCACCUCUCAAUCCAACCUCAAGAACUUCUCCCGGGAGCGUACUCGCUCUUCUCUCCGCAACAUCUUCAGCAAGCUGACCCGGUCGACAUCCCAAGACCAAAGCAACUCGUUCCGUCGUGGAAGUGCAGCUCGUUCAACGUCAACCGCCCGUCUCGGCUCAACCACUCACCUUGGCACUGUGCCAAAGCGUCCGCCACUCUCACAGUUUGUGGAUUGGAGGUCUGAACAACUUUGCAACUGGAUUGCUGAAAUUGGAUAUCCCCAAUACGCCCAUGAUGUGUCAAGACAUGUCAGAAGUGGUCGUCACUUUUUGAACAUGAGCAUGCACGAGUACGAGGGACUGCUAAACAUCAAAAAUCCGGUUCAUAGAAAACGAGUGGCACUUUUACUUCGAAGAAUUGAAGAGGACAUCGUGGAACCUGCCAACAAGUGGGAUGUUCAUCAAACAUUACGGUGGUUAGAGGAUAUUGGAUUGCCUCAAUACAAGGAGAUAUUCGAGGAGAAUGUGGUGGAUGGUCCGUUGUUACUAGCACUCACAGCUGCUGAUGCAGUUGAGAUGAAAGUGGUGAACGCCCAUCAUUAUGCCACUUUGGCAAGAAGUAUCCAGUUCUUGAAGAAAACUGACUUCCGGUUUGAUGCAAUGGAGAAGAAAAUCGAUCAAAAUAUCGCUGACAAGUAUCCAUGCCCAGAUGUUGUAGUUCGGUGGAGUCAUGCUGCGACCUGUGAGUGGUUGAGGAAAAUUGAUUUGGCUGAGUUCACACCAAAUCUUCUUUGUGCAGGAGUACCCGGUGCUUUGAUGAUCUACGAACCAUCGUUCACCGCCGAAUCUCUGUGCGAAAUCCUCCAAAUGCCACCGCACAAGACACUACUCCGACGUCAUCUUUCCUCUCACUUCAACCAGCUACUUGGCCAGAAGAUCAUCGCCGAUAAGAGAGACUUCUUGACUGCCGGAAAUUAUCCGCAGAUCUCCCAAACAGGAAGGGUGAAGAUUGUGCGAAAGGGAUUCUCACUGACUCGAAAGAAGGCAAAGAAUGAGAUUUGCUUGGAGCCAGAAGAGCUAUUGUGCCCACAAGUGUUGACUCACAAGUACCCAACCUUGGCCGGCGACAACAGUUCCUUGGAAUCGUCAAACGUGUAG